AUGGGUGGGGACCUGGACGACCUCAGACCCGGACAGAUGGGAGGGGGUCCCCAAGACCUCCCCGGAUAUGAAGAACGAACGUGUCUACGUGCCCCCUCCAUAUUCAAUUUGGGAUUCUGCGACCCUCAACUGGGCACCUGGUUGAGGUAUAUAAUGCCGCAGAAACUGGACUCCAUCCUUGGGACUAUCUUUCCCGACGACCACUAUUUCCAUCUACGGCACCGGGGUGUGGCUCAGCAGUCCCUGACCCCCCACUGGGGCCACCGUCUGCGCCUGAAGAAAGAGCCCAAGGUGCAGUGGUUUGAGCAGCAGACUCUGAGGCGGCGGGUGAAGCGCUCCCUGGUGGUGCCCACAGACCCCUGGUUUUCUAAGCAGUGGUACAUGGUGAGCACUUGGGAUGGACUGAGUGGAUGGGGGAGGGGACCAGCCUCCCGAGACCCACUGACCCUAGGUCCCUCUUUGUCACAGAACAACGAGAUACAGCCAGAUCUCAACAUCCUGAAGGUUUGGAACCAGGGACUGACCGGCCGGGGAGUGGUGGUCUCCAUCUUGGACGACGGCAUUGAGAAAGACCAUCCAGACCUCUGGGCUAAUUAUGACCCUCUGGCCAGCUAUGACUUCAAUGACUAUGACCCAGAUCCCCAGCCUCGCUACACACCCAGUGAUGAGAACCGGCAUGGGACCCGCUGCGCUGGGGAGGUGUCUGCCACAGCUAACAACGGCUUCUGUGGUGCUGGUGUGGCCUUCAACGCCAGAAUUGGAGGCGUGCGCAUGCUGGAUGGAACCAUCACCGACAUCGUGGAGGCACAGUCUCUCAGCCUGCAGCCGCAACACAUACACAUCUACAGCGCCAGCUGGGGGCCCGAGGAUGACGGCCGCACGGUGGACGGGCCAGGCAUCCUCACUCGGGAGGCCUUCAGGCGUGGCGUGACCAAGGGCCGCCAAGGGCUGGGCACACUGUUCAUCUGGGCCUCGGGAAACGGUGGCCUCCAUUACGACAACUGCAAUUGUGACGGCUACACCAACAGCAUCCACACGCUAUCAGUGGGCAGCACCACGCGGCAGGGCCGAGUGCCCUGGUACAGCGAGGCCUGUGCCUCCACGUUCACCACCACCUUCAGUAGCGGAGUGGCCACCGACCCACAGAUCGUCACCACGGACCUGCACCACCAGUGCACCGACAAGCACACGGGCACCUCGGCCUCCGCCCCGCUGGCCGCUGGCAUGAUCGCCCUGGCUCUGGAGGCCAACCUCCCUCCUCCCCUACGUCCCACCCUAGUCCAAGGCAGGGAAGAAGCCCCGAAGCCUCAGUUUACCCAUCUGAGGAAGGAGAGUGCCCUCAGGCCCUUGGACCCCCCAGGCCCGCCACCCGGCGCCACCCGGCCCACGGCAGGCCCACAGGAUCAUCCUCACCUUACCAGCCCCAUCCUGACUCGGAUGCUGGUGUCGAAGAACGUGUCCGCGUGCUCCGAUGGCUCGCACCGCCUCAUCCGCUCGCUCGAGCACGUGCAGGUCCAGUUGUCACUCUCCUACAGCCGCCGCGGGGACCUGGAGAUCGCCCUCACCAGCCCUAUGGGUACACGCUCCACGCUCGUGGCCAUCAGACCCUUGGAUAUCAGCGGCCAAGGCUAUAACAACUGGAUCUUCAUGUCCACCCACUACUGGGAUGAGGACCCGCAGGGCCUGUGGACCCUGGGCCUGGAGAACAAGGGCUACUAUUUUAACACAGGAACUCUGUACUACUACACACUGUUGCUGUACGGGACGGCCGAGGACAUGACAGCGCGGCCCCAGGGCCCCCAGGUGACCAGCCGCGCGUGUGUGCAGAGGGACACAGAGGGGCUGCGCCAGGAAAGUCACAUUCCCCCCGCCAUCCUGGCCUGGCUCUGCCUCAUCUCCAGCCGGCAGUGGUGGCUCUACAGCCACACAGAGCAGCCAGUGACCGAGGGACAGGCCAGCUGUCACCCUCCUAUUACACCUGCUGGGGCAGCUUGACCAGUGACUACACUGCCUGUCCCCUGUCCCUCGUGCUGGGCAAGCUCCAGGGCUCCUCCAAGGCCUGCCAUCUCUGGCGGCCACCCCGGCUACCGGUCCCAGGCCAUGGUGCUGGCCCAGCUGGCCAGGACCUUCAGGAGACCCCUCUCGGCUUGAGGAAGGCCCACCCCCCUAGGCUAGACACCCCAAUGCCCGAGACCCUGAAGGCUGGGGAGCCAGAGAUGCCUGAUAGGAAGGGCGGAACCCCAAGGCCCUGCUCCCAGGUUGGAAUAGGACCUUGCCCCAGAAAGCCCUGGCAGGUCAUCUGCAGGCCCCAGGAAGGGCCACAGCUGCUCCCAGUGGAAGAGCUGUCUCCUUACUCAUUUUGGAGCAGGACAAGGGUGCCGUGGGCAGAGGUCAGACCACAGCCACCGACCAUCUGUCCCUUCCCUGCCCCAGAACCGUCCACAAGCCCCGUGUCUGAUCUCAUAGUCUCAUAGUUGGUAAAUAAAAGUUAAAUAGAAGAUGUCACGUAUGUGGUGUCCUUCAAGGCAGUGUGUGGACGAGAGAGCCCUGGUAGGAGGCCCACAGCCCACACCAGUGCAGGAGUACACACACCAUGGACACCGUGUUCUUGAGCGUGUGGUAGUCCCCGCCCCCCCCCUCCUUGGUGGUUUUCCAGACAGGGUUUCUCUGUGUAGCUCAGGCUCUCCCGGGACUCACUCUGUAGAUCCGCCUGCCUCUGUCUCCUGAGUGCUGGGAUUAACAGCUUGGGCCCACCACUCAGGACAAGGGAGCACGGCUCCUGGAACAUGUUAUCCUGUGUUUGGGCACCAUCCAGCAUCUAUUAAGCGCCCACUGUGAACCUGGCAGUGGUUAGUUAGCAACUCCUAGUUGCUGCCCGGCCAGGGGGACUUGAACUCAUGC
Molecule: messenger RNA, 2901 nt
Organism: Cricetulus griseus (Chinese hamster)
Lineage: Eukaryota; Metazoa; Chordata; Mammalia; Rodentia; Cricetidae
Source: RefSeq, a predicted model, not a curated record